Cryptomeria japonica (Japanese cedar) is the source of this 1827-nucleotide messenger RNA. RefSeq names its product beta-glucosidase 44. Lineage: Eukaryota; Viridiplantae; Streptophyta; Pinopsida; Cupressales; Cupressaceae. Bases 170 to 1708 code for a protein of 512 amino acids. The transcript has 11 exons. The record is from RefSeq and is a predicted model, not a curated record. Gene Ontology annotation, molecular function: beta-glucosidase activity. Gene Ontology annotation, biological process: carbohydrate metabolic process.
AUAAUGAAUUAAAUAGGCCUUAGUUAAUAAAGGAAAGCAGAACUGAAUUCAUUGCUGAAAAUAUUGUCCUGCCCUGUUCUGCGAUCUUUUUUGUUAUAAUUCGAGCUUCCUUUCAUGUAAUUGGACCUCGACAAAAGAGCUUCGAGCCCAAUCUAAGCAAAGAAAAGAAAUGAAGAUGAAAAGGACUAUCUUCUUGUUGUUAUUGUUUUUGUUCGGUGUGAAUCAGAAUCCAUGCUUUGGAGAACCUUGGGAUUGGCAGACAGGAAUAGAUGUCGAUACAGGUGGUCUAAGCAGAGAUAAUUUCUCAAAGGGUUUUGUGUUUGGAACUGCAACCUCUGCAUACCAGGUGGAAGGAGCUGCCAAAACGGAAGGUCGAGGCCCCAGCAUUUGGGAUGUGUUUGUGAGUAAACCGGGAAACAUAGCCAACAAUGCCACUGCAGAUGUUGCAGAUGACCAGUACCAUCGGUAUAAGGAGGAUGUGGAGCUGAUGGUAAAAAUGAACAUGGAUGCAUAUCGGUUUUCCAUAUCAUGGUCAAGAAUAUUUCCAACUGGAACGGGGCAGAUAAACUACAAAGGAGUCAACUAUUAUAAUAAUCUUAUAAACUACUUACUGGAAAGAGGUAUUACACCAUAUGUAAAUCUUUACCAUUAUGAUUUACCCGAGGGACUGGACAGAGCAUUUGGAGGAUGGUUAAAUUCCCAAAUUGUACAGGAGUAUGGGAAAUAUGCAGAAUUCUGCUUCAAGACUUUUGGCGACAGAGUGAAAAACUGGAUGACUUUCAAUGAACCACGUGAUAUUGCUGCUCUUGGUUAUGACAAUGGUAUAGCAGCCCCUGGAAGAUGCUCUGUCCCAUUUGGAAAUUGCAGUGCAGGAAAUUCUUCUACAGAACCCUACAUUGUUGCUCACAAUCUUUUGCUGUCACAUGGUACUGCUGUGAAAAUAUACAGGGAAAAAUACCAGGCUCAACAGAAAGGAAAAAUUGGAAUUCUUUUAGACUUUGUGUGGUAUGAACCUCUCACAGAUUCGAGUGAUGACAUUUCUGCAGCACAGAGAUCAAGAGAUUUCAGCAUUGGAUGGUUCCUUCAUCCCAUUGCCUAUGGAAAGUAUCCAGACUCCAUGGAAGAAAUUGUUGGGUGGAGACUUCCUAAGUUUACGGAAGAACAAUCCAUAAUGGUAAAAGGCUCGAUGGACUAUUUAGGGCUUAAUCAGUAUACUGCAUACUACAUGUAUGAUACUCACCAACCAAAACCAAAUAUAACAGACUACCAGAUGGACUGGAAUGCAGGUUUUGCAUUUGAGCGCAAUGGUGUUCAAAUUGGACCAAGAGCUAAUUCGGAGUGGCUUUACAUUGUGCCUUGGGGUUUAUACAAAGCUGUCAUGUAUAUAAAAGACAACUAUGAAAAUCCAACACUGAUUAUUACUGAAAAUGGGAUGGAUGACCCUGGCAAUUUAACACUGGAAGUUGGGGUUCAUGAUACAACGCGGAUAAACUAUUAUAAAGACUACAUUAAUAAUUUGAUAAAGGCAAUGAAAGAAGGAGCAAAUGUGGUGGGAUACUUUGCCUGGUCACUGUUGGAUAAUUUUGAGUGGACAAAGGGCUAUACAUCAAGGUUUGGAUUGGUUUAUGUUGAUUUUCAAAACCUAAAAAGAUAUCCGAAAAUGUCUGCUUACUGGUUUUCCAAACUCCUCCAACACCCCACAAAUUGAUCAAUCGAUUACAAGAACUUAAGUUAAACAAUUGUGACAGGACUCACGUUCACCAAUCAUCCCUGAAACAAUAAAAUCCAGCACGGACUCAAAAUUUCAUGCUGUUCUUAUGCUUUUUA